Molecule: messenger RNA, 1464 nt
Organism: Cryptosporidium ubiquitum
Lineage: Eukaryota; Apicomplexa; Conoidasida; Eucoccidiorida; Cryptosporidiidae
Exons: 4
Coding region: 1-1464 (487 amino acids)
Biological process (GO): intracellular signal transduction; peptidyl-serine phosphorylation
Molecular function (GO): protein serine/threonine kinase activity; ATP binding
Source: RefSeq, a predicted model, not a curated record
AUGAAUAAUAAUUCAAAAAGGGCUGUAAAGUUAAACCUGCUUGAUAAUAUUGAAAACCUUAAACAAAGUGUAUUGCUUAAUAAGGCAUCAAUCGAAUUAAAUUAUUUGGAAAGAUGUGAAAGAGUAGCAAAUAAUUGUAUAAAAAAGAACAACCACAAGGAUGAGAAUGAGAAUAAACUAAGGCUUAUGAGAAAAAGGGUUUCGAUAAAGGACUUUAAAAUACUCAGUCCAAUUGGUGCAGGCGCGUUUGGGGUUAUUAGACUUGCAGAAUGCAGGCACACAGGUAGUAUUUAUGCGCUAAAACAAAUGAGAAAAAGUAUAAUAAGAACAAAAAAUCAGCUUGAGAGAAUAUAUAAUGAGAGAGCACUUUUAACUCAAAAUGCAUCCGACUUUGUUGUAAAGUUAUUUUACACAUUUCAAGAUGAUAAGCACUUAUACCAAGUGAUGGAAUAUUUGCCUGGCGGAGAUUUAAUGUCGUAUUUAAUAAAAUAUGAUAAAUUUACUGAAGAGGACACUAAAUUUUACAUGGCACAAUUGGUUCACGCCGUAGAUUUAGUCCAUCAGUUAGGGUUUGUACACAGAGAUGUAAAGCCAGAUAACAUUGUUCUUGAUUCAGAGGGGCAUCUCAAAUUACUGGAUUUCGGGCUUUGUAAGUUUUCUCCUCUAAUUGAAGGCAAGAAAAAAACUAGUGGAGAAUACCAAACAAUAGAAAGUAAUUUAAGGUGUCCAAAUUCAAAAAUAGAGUCAAAUCAAGAUAGUAAUAAAUCAAAUGAUACUUCCUUUAAUGGGAAAAACAACGAAAACAGAAGUAUAAAUCAGGAAUUUUAUGGAGGGUUAAAUUUAUUAGAAGAGACAAAGAAUGGCCAAAAUAAACAUCCAAAUAGCCCUCUAAAACAUUUGGACAGAAAGACAAUUCAUUCUACCGUAGGGACUCCACAAUACAUGGCACCCGAAAUAUUUCUCAGACAAGGAUACACUCAUCUUGUAGAUUGGUGGAGUGUGGGAAUACUAAUGUACGAAUGUCUAUAUGGGGGAGUGCCAUUUAAUGACGAUACGCACAAUCCAAUUAAGGUUGCAAUAAAAGUAAUGCAGUGGGAGAAACUAUUAUUACUUCCACAUCCGUGUAGAAAAAUUUCUCCUGAGGCACUAGAUCUACUAAAAAAUUUAUUGUGCCAUCCUUCAAAAAGAUUUGACGGUGAACAGAUAAAAAAACAUCCUUUUUUCAAUGAGGUAGAUUGGGACAAAUUGAGGCAAUGCUCUGCUCCAUUCAAUAAGCAGAUUAAUGAAACUAUUUUUAAAAAUAACAUAGGUACAGAACUAUUUGAUGAAUCACCAAAUAACGCAAGAUACGGAGUUCAGGGUUCUUCACUAGUCGACAUAAACUUCCUGGACUAUACCUUUAGGAACAAGGAUCGUAAUUACAGCCCUAAAUCAAUGGGAGAGGCAAUUAGAAUGUGUGGAUGA